UUCAGUAAUUGCCAUUGCCGUGUGGUUUAUGCGGACAUAACUGCAGGGAUGUGUGUACCACUGGUGGUUUUUCUCAGCGCGGUUGUGCUCCACUCCGUGUCAGCUGGAGGUGUGUAUUGUGCUAAAACAGCCAGAGCCCGUGCAGCUGCCCUGGGUUUGGAUUAUCCUGGAGUCCAUGGAGCCCCUUAUCGCUCCGGAGCAGCUCACCAUGGGAUGCACCCCGACAUGAGGCCGUUCGGUCCUCAACCUUACAAGAACAAUGAUCCUGAAUUGGAUCAGACUGGACCUAACAUGGCCUCCUACAAACAAAGUCAACAAGACUGGAGAUCCCUAGAUGAUAGAAUACAUAAACAAACGCACUCCAGGACUUUGCCUGGCACUUCCAGUCAAGUUCAAAGUGAAUACACCACCGACCAGGCGCUGGGCCUUCCCAGAGGACGUUCUGUUAUUAACCGCAAGUCCAAUUUUGAGGAGGUCAAGCAUGUUGCUCCUCCAACUCUGGCUGUAGCCCCAGGCCGGCCUGACCUUGUGAAUCGGGAUCCCCAAGGUCGCAACAAGCAGCUCUCGUUUGUCUACAACAAGCACAGCCUUGUUGAUGAGUCUGUUCCAAAUAGACGUGACAUGUCUCCGAGUGGGCUCCCCCUGCCCCCAAGUGGGGGUCAUGGCACUUACCCGAGCGGUCUAACUGGAUCUGGCUUCGUAAGACGGGUUCCUGUCUACCGGUCAUCUGGCAUCACCAAGGGGGCGCCGACGUCUGGCCAAAACCUUGCUGUUGGUAGACCAAAAAGGAUUGGGUUCUCUGGCCGCCUUGCUCCUCCCCUGUACAGACCCCUCAAUGUCAAACGGUUGUUUCAAAGUAACUCCGUUCCGAGACGUCUGAUUAAAAGGUCAAAUUGGAUACAGUGAGAAUACGUUGGUGAGCUGAAGGCUCUGACACACAGCUUGGCUGUCUUGUCAAAUGGUGUCCCAGUGAGGAGUUGUUAAA
Molecule: messenger RNA, 985 nt
Organism: Cyclopterus lumpus (lumpfish)
Lineage: Eukaryota; Metazoa; Chordata; Actinopteri; Perciformes; Cyclopteridae
Exons: 3
Coding region: 49-906 (285 amino acids)
Source: RefSeq, a predicted model, not a curated record